Solea senegalensis (Senegalese sole) is the source of this 2392-nucleotide messenger RNA. RefSeq names its product calcium binding protein 39-like (gene cab39l). The coding region runs from base 405 to 1409 and encodes 334 amino acids. Gene Ontology annotation, biological process: intracellular signal transduction. The transcript has 9 exons. Gene Ontology annotation, molecular function: protein serine/threonine kinase activator activity. NCBI's taxonomy places the organism in Eukaryota, Metazoa, Chordata, Actinopteri, Pleuronectiformes, Soleidae. The record is from RefSeq and is a predicted model, not a curated record.
ACAAUGUGUGUCUGUUUGUCAGCGCAACAGUGCGCAAAUGAAUAGUGUGUAUGCAGGUGCAAAGAAAAAAUAUUCUGACACUUAAUCGCCCUUCACUUCAUUUCCUAGUUUAUUUAAACGGGUGAGAGUCAUUGUAGCUUGUAUUUUGAAAAUUUUAACCGGAAGCCUAAAACACAUAGCUUGUUCGUCGGCUGGAGAGCGACCGUAUGAAAUUCUGCACUGCCUUCUCAACAGCUUCCCUGCCUUUUAAAUUGAACCGCACACACUCUACGGGACUUUCAGCUGUGAAUACAGAGGCCUGUGUCGGAGUGCCGACUGUGCUGUGAAGCGGGACAGAAGCGGCGAAGACAUUCGACAUUCGAGCAAACGUGUUGCCUCUGUCCCAAAACAAAUUUGUUUCAAUCAUGCCGCUGUUUGGUAAAUCUCACAAGAGUCCGGUGGACAUCGUCAAAACUCUGAGGGAAAACCUGGCCAUCCUGGUCAAACAGGAAAAGAAAACAGACAAGGCCUCUGAGGAGGUGUCAAAGUGCUUGUUGUCCAUGAAGGAGAUGCUGUACGGGAGCAACGAUAAAGAGCCUCACACAGAGACGGUGGCCCAGCUGGCUCAGGAGCUAUACACCAGUGGCCUGCUGAUAUCACUGGUAGAACACCUGCAGGUCAUAGAUUUCGAGGGAAAAAAGGAUGUGUGUCAGAUUUUCAACAACAUCCUGAGGAGGCAGAUUGGAACGAGAAGCCCGACGGUCGAAUACUUCUGUUCCCACAAAGAGGUUCUCUUCAUACUGCUGAAAGGGUAUGAUACACCACAGGUAGCGUUGAAUUGUGGAAUCAUGCUGAGGGAGUGUAUCCGCCAUGAGCCGCUCGCCAAGACCGUCCUUUACUCGAAGGAGUUCCACUGUUUCUUCACCUAUGUGGAGUUGUCCACCUUCGACAUUGCCUCUGACGCCUUUGCCACAUUCAAGGAUCUCCUGACAAAACACAAAGUCCUUGUGGCGGAAUUCCUUGACCAGAACUACGAUGCUGUGUUUACAGAUUAUGAGAAGCUUCUUCACUCUGAGAACUACGUCACCAAGAGGCAGUCUCUAAAGCUUCUCGGGGAGCUGUUGUUGGACAGACAUAACUUCAAGGUGAUGACACACUACAUUAGCAAGCCUGACAAUCUCAAGCUGAUGAUGAAUCUGCUCAGAGACAAGAGUGCCAACAUCCAGUUUGAGGCCUUUCAUGUCUUUAAGGUGUUUGUAGCCAAUCCCAACAAGACGCAGCCCAUCAUCGACAUUCUGCUCAAGAACCAGACCAAACUAAUCGACUUCCUGAGCAACUUCCAGAAGGACCGAGCCGAUGACGAGCAGUUCAACGACGAGAAGACAUACCUAAUCAAACAGAUCAGAGAUCUGAAGAAAACGGCCUCGUAGAGAAGACUCCCCCUCCCUCUCUCUACCCAAAACUUUUUAUUACUAGGUAGACAGAAUAUUAACACAUUAACAACAAUGGCUAUUCUAUUUUUAAGAAGAAAAAAAACAUCCACAAGACAUUAUUCGUAUUUUUUUUCCUUUGUUGGUUCAUUAAAACUUCACCUUUUUUUUUUAUAUAUACAUCUUUUAUUCAAGAUGGGGUUUCUUUCAUCUGUUGCGUGCAGUGCCACAACUUCUGCUGUUAUUCUUUGAACCAGCUUUUUGCCAAAAUGGUCAAACAAACAGACAAAACUGUUUUUGUUAAUGUCUUACUGUUAAAAAUGCUGCAAAAAAAUUGCUGUAAAUUGGAAAGUGUAUUUAUUUUUUAAAGCUUAAUUUGGGGGAACAUCCUAAUUGUGAAACACAAUCUCUUUCCUUGUGAAGCAAUGGCGAUGUGCAGUCUCUUUCUUACUCCAAUGACGCAUCAUUUGUUAGAAAUACAAUCCUAAAUGCCGGUGGAUUCCCACUGUCACGUCUUCCAAAAGGUUUAGCUAAUCAGUGAUGACGCUGUCUGAUAGCAAUAUGAUAUUAUUGGUCCUAAUGACGUUUUAUCAAUGUGUUCUUGCAGUUGAUCUGGACCCAGUCUAACACUGUUUCCCAAACACCGGUUCGGGACCCACAGAUGGGUCACGUGAGAUUUUUUUGCGGGGGUCCCCAAACCAAUUUUCUGAAUUUUCCCAAAGCUGUAAAAAAUCAGUAUAUCAUAUAUCACAGACAGGUCUGUAAAUGAGUCACUUUAUUAUUCUCAUGAUUUAAUCAAGUCACAGAUGUUCUUUUACAAGUGGAUCCCCAGUAAAUUGAUUGGGAAACACCGGUCUAUCGUACGACAGCUACAUGGAAAAAUGCACUUAGUUCCAAUCCUAUUGAUCACUAGGCCUCUUUACUAGCGGCUGGUAGCACUUUCUGUAUGAUAGAAAAAACUAAUAUAAUUCUUUUUUUUUGGG